Eimeria mitis is the source of this 693-nucleotide messenger RNA. RefSeq lists its product as uncharacterized. NCBI's taxonomy places the organism in Eukaryota, Apicomplexa, Conoidasida, Eucoccidiorida, Eimeriidae. The transcript is spliced from 4 exons. The record is from RefSeq and is a predicted model, not a curated record. Bases 1 to 693 code for a protein of 230 amino acids.
AUGCAAGGCCUGAAGGGGAACGACACAGAGGGGGGCAGCGACAGCGCCCCCCAGCGCCUGCAGCUCGACGGUGCAGCAGCUGACCCUGCGCUGCAGCAAGAGCAGCAGCAGCAGCAGCUGCAGCAGCAGCAGCAGCAGCAGCAGCAGCACGAAGAGGGAAGUGUCUCAGCACCCUCUAACGGGGGCUUUUCUCUAGGAGCUAUGGUAUUGGGGGCAGGGGCCCUCGGCUGCAGCCUGUGGCUGUUUGUUUACCUGCAGCAGCAGAAACUGAGUUUCACAGACUUCGUCAAGGAUUUGUGGCGCCAAGCGGACGCGCAGAUGACCGCCUCUCACGACCGCAUUCAAAACGCAGUAGAGGAUAUGAUCGCGCGCGCUUUCCCUGAAGAUAACGAACCCCUUCUGCCAGACUUUAAGGAUCUCAAUUACCCUGAGUUUCUCCCCACCCUCGUCCUCGACUUUGACGGCGUUCUUGCAAAGAUCGGCCAUGAUCGCACAGGGGGCUACAAGCUGCGCAAGCGGCCGUAUAGCGAGGCCCUGGUGAACCAGUUGUCUCACUUCUUUGAAGUUGUUGUAUGGAACGCAGAUCAGCCCCCCGUCGUACAAACGGCGCUGCAGCAGUGGGGCCUCCCCGUCACCGCCUGCCUCAAUUCAGACAAUAUGUCCCGCAAACAUGGACGCAGAAUCAAAGUAUAA